GCUGCAGAGCGUUGUAUAAGAGGGAGCUGCAGGGAGCAGUGGAGAAUUAAACGGCAUCACGUUUUCCUCUCUGAGCUGAAGAGAUUAACAAAAUGUUUGGGACUGUGGUGGUUGGAGUUGGAAUUGCUGGCUUAGCACGAAUCCGAGACUUGAUGAAUCCGAUGCCUUCCAGCCCUUCUGAACACCUGAAACUCUUGGGAUUUGUAUCCAGGAGAAGUUUUGGCAAUAUUAAUGAGGCCAAGCAGAUAAGCCUGGAAGAUGCUCUAAGAAGCAAAGAGAUCCAUGCAGCGUUCAUCAGCACAGAGAACAGAAGCCAUGAAGAAACCAUCAGGAUGUUUUUAGAAGCUGGAAAACAUGUCCUGGUUGAGUACCCCAUGGCUUUGUCUGCCAAGGCAGCCCAUGAGCUCUGGGAGAUGGCUGAGCAAAAAGAUAAAGUACUUCAUGUGGAACAUAUUGAGCUUUUGACUGAAGAGUACAAGCAGCUGAAAAAAGAGGUGGCUGGGAAAGACCUGGUGAAGGGAACAUUGCAUUUCACAGGUAGUGUCCUCGAUGAAAACAAAGCAGGAUUCCCAGCGUUCAGUGGAAUUGCCCGACUUACUUGGCUGAUUGACCUCUUUGGAGACCUCACUGUUACCUCUGCCACCAGAGAAAAGCAGAAGGAUAAGAAUUAUUCCAGAAUGACUGUUCACUUUCAGACGACAAACAAGAAACCUCUGACUUGGAUUGAAGAAAGAGGACCAGGGAUGAGACGUGAAAAGAAAAUCAACUUCUGUUUCACAAGUGGUUGCCUAGAGAACUUCCCUCAAGCCCCCAGGUCUGCUGUGGGACUUUUCAUGCAGGAUCAGAACCUCUUUGCCAAAAAACUGCUGGGCCAAGUAUCCAAGGAGGAGCUGGCUGCUGAAAAAUGGCGAAUUUUGCGGUGUCUUGACCUUGCCGAGGUGAUCCAACAGCACUGUGAACCGCCAGAGAAAAUCUGUUCCUGAGACUGCUCUUGGGGGAAGGAGGAACGUGGCAGACGGGAAGGCUGUAGGGCUAGAGCUCAGUGUUACCAUCAAGCAGUUGCUAUUUCUAUUUAAUUACCUUCUUUUUGACUGGCUGUGAUUCCUAGGGUCUCUGGAUGGA
Apaloderma vittatum (bar-tailed trogon) is the source of this 1122-nucleotide messenger RNA. RefSeq names its product biliverdin reductase A (gene BLVRA). Gene Ontology annotation, biological process: heme catabolic process. NCBI's taxonomy places the organism in Eukaryota, Metazoa, Chordata, Aves, Trogoniformes, Trogonidae. The record is from RefSeq and is a predicted model, not a curated record. Gene Ontology annotation, cellular component: cytoplasm. Gene Ontology annotation, molecular function: zinc ion binding; nucleotide binding; biliverdin reductase [NAD(P)H] activity. The transcript has 7 exons. The coding region runs from base 93 to 983 and encodes 296 amino acids.